Malaclemys terrapin pileata is the source of this 7845-nucleotide messenger RNA. RefSeq names its product mitochondrial ribosomal protein L1 (gene MRPL1). The record is from RefSeq and is a predicted model, not a curated record. The transcript is spliced from 9 exons. Lineage: Eukaryota; Metazoa; Chordata; Testudines; Emydidae. The coding region runs from base 26 to 1006 and encodes 326 amino acids.
GUGUGACACGGCCCGGCCCGGCGACAUGGCGGCGCCCGGCAGGUGCUGCCUGCGAAGACUUCUGGCUCAGUUUCCCAGCUAUAUUUUUCCCAGGAUUGAUCAACGGAUCUCAGUAGUUUCCUGCCUCGGAAACAUACCGCUAUCCAUUAGACCCUAUGCUGCUGUUAAAACUGCAAAAAAAGGUUCAAAGGAUGCCAAGCAGAAAACUUCAAAUGCAGAGCCAGCAAAAAAAAGGAACACUUACAGACGAAAGUUAGCAAGCAAUCCAGUGGAUGAUGUGUAUUUAACAUGGUUGUAUGAAAGGCCAGUCUAUGAGGCAGAGGUGGCUGUGGACAUGCUGAAGAAGUUUCAGCAAUUGGACUUCACUUACCCAAAACAACAUGUAUAUGCGAACAUCACUCUGGAUAUGAUGCUAGAGAAGAAGAAAAAAGUGGAUCAGUUUGUCGGCACCAUUCUUCUACCAUAUCCUUUUGUAACUGAAAUCAAUAAAGUUAUGGUAUUCACAGAGAAAGCAGAAGAAAUUAAAAUAGCAAAAGAAAAUGGAGCUGCUUUUGCAGGAGGGACUGAAUUAAUCGAAAAGAUUUUGGAUGAUGAAAUCAAUGCAGAUUUUUACAUAGCCGUUCCUGAAAUAAUAGCAAAGCUGCUACCUUUAAAAAACAAACUAAGAAAAAAAUUUCCAAAGACUAAUAGAAAUUCUCUGGGCCGUGACAUUCCAAAAAUGCUGGAACUCUUUAAAGCGGGCCAUGAGUAUGUGGUAGAAGAGGAGAAUCUUAUCGAGACAAGAAUAGCAACGCUGGAUAUGCCUAAUGAACAGAUAGUUGCCAAUCUGGAUGCAAUUAUUAAGGAUGUCUGUACGUACAAGCCAUUGAGCUAUGGCCCAUUUGUGCAACGCUUGGUUAUUCGAAGUUCAACGAGUGAAGGUUUAAAACUAAAUCUCAAGCGUUUUCUCCCUCAAGUAGAGGAAGUGGACAAAGAAGAUGUUAAAGAAACAGAAGCUCCAAGAUAGCCUAUCAGUGUAUUAUACUGCAAAUUCUCUUAGCAUUUUAUGUUCAAGAAUCUCCAGGAGUAUUUAAAAAUGUGUUUUCCUAUUAAUUUGUUUGAUUACUCUCAGAAAUUGGUGGUGUAGCCCAGAUCUCAUCUUAAAAAAAAAAAAAAAAAAAAGUUAAUAAAUGUCAUGUUUGAGAUUUUGUUUUUAAUUCCUGCAGUAUCAAAGGUAUCUUUCGACUUUGAGACACUUGACAUUUCCUCCAUAUGCAGGUGAAAGCUUUCAUCAAGUUACGUUUGUUACACGUAUUGUGAUUUAACCAAAACUUACUUUAUUAUAAAUAACCUUCCAGGGCAAUAGUCUCUUAAUUGUGCAUGCUGAAUUCUCCAUUACUGCUAAUGGGAAUGAUGGGCCCAAUCCUUCAAGGUGCUGGGUAUGCUCCAUCCCGGUUGAAACCAGUGGGAAUAGAGUACUUGGCACUUUGCAGGAUUGGGUCCUGUGUAUGCUUUAAUGUACACUAGUUGCACUAGUUCAUUUUGUUGGAGAUAGAUGUAGGUUUACUAGACAGAAAUGGGUCAAAUUCCACUCUCCGUAACACCAGUAUAAAAAUUAAUAACUCCACUGCUGUCAGUUGGUGUUACUCCUGAAAUCUGCUGGAAAUGUCAUUCUGCUCUGCACAUGAGGUUUACGGGGGAAGAGAUUGCCAAGGAAGUAUAAGCUUUUCUUUGCACUUCUGUGAUACAUGGGCCUUUGAGUGAAGGAUAGCCCCUGGGAUAAGAAGUCCUUAUCUUUUGUUAAGAUGAAGACAUUCUGUUAAAGGAAGAGAGAGAGAUCACAUGGAUAUACACAAAUAUCUUGGUUUUUUUAGUUCUAAAACAGUUAACGACUGGAGCUCGGACUCUAGGACCCUGCAUCUACACUGCAGUUAGACAGCCCCUUGGUCUGAGUUAACUGGCCUGGGCCAGCCACAGGUGUCUAACUGCAGUGUAGAGAUUCCCUGAGAAGCCUUAUUCCCCCCCCCCCCUUCCAUCUGACACUAUAGAAGUCCCCCCCUUGCCCUGCGGGCUGGGCACAGUGAAGCCUGUGGUGGAGUGCUCUUCCUGAGGUCAUCUGUUUGCUUGCAGGGAUUUCCUUGCAUAAGAAUGACAAUAGUUAGCAUUCUCACAUAGAUUUCACAUACAGACUCUGUAACAGCCCUGGGGUUGUAGGACAUGUCUGAGUAAGGAAUGAGUAGUAUCUGGGAGCUGUAUUGCUAUGGGCAUAGUGAUGGGCCAGACCUGCAUAUGUGCACUGCGGUUUGUAGAAUGUACCUGAGUACGUCAGGACAUCUGUGCAGCUGGCAGCCCAGAGCCCCCUGGCAGAACGAUGUAAAGGAAACUCAGUGACUUUCCUGUCUCUUCUGCAGGCUUUACCUGCAUGACCCUUCAAUUCUUGGCCAACAAAAAUGAUUAGAGUUGGCCGAAGGUUUUUAAUUGAGAGCUGGCUUUUUAUUGUGAAAAAUAUGUUAAAAAAAAUUGGUCUGUUAUAAGUAAAUGAAAAAUAGAUAGUUUGAUUACAAAAUACUCAAAAAAUGGGUCUGGUUUCAAACCCUUUAAACCGCCAACAGCUUUGGAAUUUUUUGCCGAAUUAGUGUUUAACUUUUUUGACCAGCUGUAGGGUUAUGCAGUUAGUUGAAUCAAUAACAUUGAAAGCUUUUAGCACCAACUAGCAGUUAAUAUUAAUCCUUGUAAUUCAAAAUUGACCAUUAUAUUUACCUCAGUUUUGAUGUGAUUAAUAUGGUACAUGUGGACUAUAAUUACGUCCCUUUUUUCUCCCCAAUGUACUUUUUCAGUAAAAGCUUUGAGACUGUAGCAUAAGAACUCAUGAAAUUUUAACUAGUUGUCCAAAAAUAAUUUUACUCUACUUUACUGUGUGUAGAAACAAACAAAACCCCCUCUACCAAAGCAUUAUAAACUCACUGAUCAUAACCAGUAGGUGGCAUUCAUCUUCUGUGCAGAACAGUACAACUUAAUUUGUCAUGAUGUGUUUUCUCAAGUCAUCAAAGCACAAAUCAAGAAAAUUGAGGCCAAGAACUUGACAUGAUUCAGAAUGGAAACUGGAUAUUUAUAUGGAUAUCUAGAAAUCUAGAGUUAUUAAUGACAAACAUUUUGGAAGGUAUGUUAAACGUUGUGGUCCAAGGUCUAAGACAAUCUCCAAUACUAGCGAUCAGGAUGAGGCCUAAUAUAGGAGGCAGAUAAUCCCUCAUUCUUCUUCUGAAGUAUCUAACUACUGUCAGACAGGAUGCUGGUCCAGAUGGACCUUGCCACCUGGUCCAUUAACCCCUCAAAUCAAAGGGAGUCCUUCCAUUGACUCUCUGUCAGGCAGUAGGUGAAUAGAUACUGUCUUGGAUUGGAGAUAAAAUCCAGUGAGACUUGUACUGCACAAUACUUUUUUCCUCAAGUAAUCUUUUUUGCCACCAAAAAUUUUAACAAGAUAUGAAUAUUAAAACCUGGGUUAAUUUCAUGUUCAUGAAAGUGAGUGGCUGACAUUGCUAGCAAAAAUAGUGUGUCCAAUUAUGUGAUGUGUUUGAAGAUGUAGACUCUCAUCUACUAGGCUGAAACAACCAACUUACUUUAAAUGUUGACUACAUUAGGAGUUGGACCAAAUUCCAGAGAGUUGACAAGCUAAUCCACUGUAUCACCUAUCCUUAUAGAAAUGUCUGUAUUCUAGUUUAAAGUAGUGGAAAUGUAGAUAUUAAUUAAAACAAUCUGUAAAUAUCAUAGAUAAAAAUGUUUGCCAUUUUUUCUUCAUUUUUAGCAGAAGUUAGAAUAAGUUGUAAGGUAUUUCUAAUAGCACUUGGGAAGCUCUGGCAUAUUAACCUAUAAGCCACCCCUUUUGGCAACAACCAAUGCACAGAAGAGGGUGAAAAUUCAUACAUAGAAUUGUUCACCUUUUCCUGUGAUUUAAUUCAGUUUAUAUCUGUCACCUACUGGAUGCUCUCUGACCACUGGGAUGUGGUGUCCACUGAAUUCUUGUAUAUACUAAUACCAGUAUCCUAGCAACCUAAAGAGCAGGUUUAGUAGAAUGUAUUUGGAGUGCAAUAUGGUUAAUCUCAAACUUAGGCACUGGAAAGGUGUAAGUAUUGAUGAGAAUUUUAUAGUAACUUUUUAGUAAUACCAAAACGAAACUUGUUCCAAGAACUCCCAGGAUAUUUUUGUCUAGCUUCACUAAAUAAACUGUACUACAGUAGCCUCUAGAACCUCCCACUGAAAUUGAAGCCCUAAUGUACAAACACCAUAUAUGACAGUCCCUGCUCAGAAGUCUGAAUGGACAAGACCGAUGAAAGGUGGAAGGGGAAAGAUAGGAAUAGGGAAGUGAAGUGAUGUGCCCAGGGUCACACAACAAUCAGUGACAGAGCUUGAAUUGAAUUUAGGUCUCUUGAUUCACAGCCCAGUGUCUCAUCCACUAGUCCAUACUGACUCUAAAAGCAACAACAAUAAAAAAGGCAAACUAAUUACCAGAAAUAUUUUGUACGCUGAGCAGAAAUUACUACGUUCAACUUUCCUGUAUUAGAGACUCCUGCCAGGAGCACUGGAUGCCUCCAGUGACAAUGGACUCAGGAGCUUUUACCUCUAAUCUACAAGUUCAAAUGCAGGACAAAAGUGACCCAAGAUAACUACCACUGGAAGGCUGCCUGGUGAUCUGUGUUAAGGAGUUGGUGAUCUUAGGUGUGUGCAUAACAAAACUCACCGUUGCAAUUUGUCUCAAUUGCUAUCCUAAAUUGAAGAAAUGGGGUUUGCGUUUAAUUCUGGAAGUGGUGAUGUAGGGCAGUUCUUAUCUUUAGCAGGACUGAGUCCAUGGUCUAGGACCUGUUCUGGUGAUGGAAGUUCUGUCCCCUGUACUCACCGAUGUCCCCCUACUGGUCAGCAGUUUCAUUGUUCUACUCUCAUGGAAGAUCAUAGUCACAGAAGGAGAGGUAAUUCCUUGGGCAGCUAGGGUCAGUCCCUUGAAGGGAUUUGAAUAUCUUGAACUGUCCUCUGUAUUCAGUGGGAAGCCAGUGUGCAGAUCAGAGCACUGAGUUAAUGUGUUCACAGCAACCUGUGUUGCUAAGCAAAUGGGCUGCUGUUUUGUAUUUUUCAGGACAUGACUUCAUUCCUAAGUUAUGUAAAACUGUACCACAACUAACAAUAAGCAUGUCUCAAAUAUAUAACUGUCCGCAGUUAGAAAAACAGAAUUUAUAAGACUUUCGGUAGAAGCAUCACCUGGUGAGUCCUAAUUAUUUCAGCAAAGGAAGGUAAGUGGCACAAAAUGUUUUGCCUGUGGCAUCAGUACACCUGAGGCAAGCUCUGUUUAUGCAGAGAAGGAGUGGGGUGGCAAAAGAGAAAUGGGCAGUGGAUAGGGGGGUCUUUGUCCCUAAAGAGGAAUAGGAAAAUGGGCCUUUCCAAGUUGUGUAGUUCAGCUGCCCUUUGAAUUUGGGAGCCCAUCGAUGAAGGCAGAGACAUCUGUAUUCACACGAUAGAGCAGCAGUUUAAUAGAUAACCCUGGGAACAUGCAAUCCUUUAGAUGAGAAUUAAAUUUGUGCCUGCUAUCUCUGUAUAGGGUUCUGCGUACAUCUAGAAGGAGCUGUCAGUGAUUUUUCAUUUUUUACAAGUGCUGGGUAGAGUAUGAAAUGGUUUACUAUUGAGAAUAGUUCACUCAGACAAAGCGUAUAUUGUGUGCAUUCAGUUUCCAAUAAACCUGCUCUUUUUUAUGCUAAGUAAUGUUAUACAGAAGUAACUUUUAUGAGAUACUGUAAUAUGGAACACUCUAAGCUUGUGAAUUGAAGGGACCUAGCUGUUUUUAGUGAAAGUAGAAGAUAUUUACAAUCAUGAAGAAUGUCUUACAGCAUCUAUUGCAUGUGAUUUAUUCCUUCCCCCUGCUUCAGUCUCUCAGUCAUUUAAAAGAUGGUCCAAUUAAUGAAGCACAAAUAUCCAGAUAAUUUUAUAUCAUUACUUCUGAAACUGUAAGGCUGACCUUCAUAGAGCAGUCCUUUCUUGAAACAAAACAAAACCCUAUAGAGUUCAAUAGUCCUGGUGCAAAAACCAUGUAGUAGUACUAUAUCUGUUGUCAGUUGUAAUGUUGGGAUCAAGGCCCUAUUUAGUUGGGUCUGCGAAUACUUAAAUUGUUUGAUGGUAAAUGAAAUUAUUCUGAUAAAAUUGUAAAAAUAACAUGUCUUUGGGUUGGACGUUAUUAGGGCAAGGUAUGAUUUUACCUGUAUCAGCCACCUAAUUUAGAACACUGAGAUAAUUGUUGUAAGAAGAUGCGAGUUGAUGGAUGUGCUGAUUAGGCCAUUAGCUAUUAUCAUAAAAUAUCAGUUUUUACUAAGGUUGGACUCCAUUACUCAACACAGAAGGCGGACCCCAUACAUUCUGUCUUUUGCCUUUUUAGAAGGCCAUCUGUUUGUGGUAAACCCAGCAAACUUUUGCAAGGCAAUGAUCAUUCAUGCUGGCACUCUCCACGCUGAGAUAAGGUCUAAAGACUACUCACUGUGAGAGAACUGAGCCAUGUUGACUUGGAUCCAGAAUACUUGGAUCAUCUAAUUAGCCCUGAAGCUACAAAGGUGGUCCAUGAGGUGGAGAAAGCAGAAGAUGACCCCUAUGAAAGUGAAGAUUAUGUGGAAGGGGAGUAUUUUCUCCAGAGCAGACACUGACAACAUUGGAAAGUGACAUGCCCCUCCCUUCCCUGGAUACGUCUCUGGAGGAAAAAGAAGUGAAAGAUUUGAGUCAUCAGCUAUAUGCCUGCCUGACCCAGUUUGUUACUGAGACUUCCCUGUGUUCUGAGUUCUGACCUUUUCCAUCAGCUGGUACCAGUUAACAACCACCACAAGAGUUAAAAGAUCCCAAGAAAUGAAGUUUGAACUCUUUCCUUUUAUUGUACAGGAGGGAUACCUCUAUGCUUCAAUGUCUUUCUGAAAGAUCUGCUCUAGGAAUUACUUUGUGGAAGUUCUCUGACCUGUGGUAUACAGGAGGUCAGACUAGAUGAUCAGAAUAGUCCUUUCUGGCCUUGGAGAGAGAAAUUGUCUGUGUGUAAAUGGCACCUUUCAUGGUUUCCUAAAAGUAAAAUAGACGUUUCAUCCAACUAGUCAGAACAUUCUCUAAAGUUAAAAAGUCGUUAUUGAAAGCUGCUGCUGUGUAUGAUUACAGCGGUGAUGGGGCAAUUAAGACUGUAGAAAGGCUUCUGUGCUAUUGUGUGUGAACAUAUCCUGGAACAGCGGCAUUUAUGGAGGAGGUGUAAAAGUGGAAUUUCUGAGAAGCAUUCUAACAGUUAUACUUUCUUAAGGUGGACCAAGAUGGAAUUAACACUUACUUUAGGUGAUCUCACUUAGCAAAGGUCUUAAGACCAGAAUGGACAUUUAUGUUCUAUGGCCAUUUGUGUCCUUCACCAGCUGGUUGGGAUCAUAGAAACUGGCUCUUCCUGAAAUUCUCCAGGAAUUGCAGGUUAGCAAAAGUGAUUCUUCUCGUGUCAACCUCAUAAUUUGAUUUAAUUACCCACUGUAUUGAUUUAUUUAUUGGAUAAUUUGAACCUGUUGAUUUAUUGAUUCAGUUUAAAUUGUCAUUUGAUUUUAAUAAUUGUUUUAUUAUUACAUAGCUCAGUGAUAUGUAUGUUUAGUUUUAUAUGUACUUGCUUAUUCUUAAUAUCCAUAAAAGUUCACAAAGUUGGUUUAUUCUACCAACAUUUUAACAUGGGUCAAGUAUCCUGAAGGGCAAAGAUCAGUAAAGUGUGUGGGAGCAACCUCUCUCUGUCCCUAAAUGACUACCUAUGUCCCACACAUUACAGAUUCGUCUCUAUAUGCAGUUUAAGGAAGCCAAGGAAAGAUGAAAUAAAGAUACUUUAAUUUUUAA